UUUUAUAUCAGACCAAUUCAUCCAUUUUCCUCGAAAUUUUGGUUAACCUAGAGGAAGUCAGCUUCAUGAUUAAGGCUUAGAUAAUUGCAAGCAAGUGUGGUGACAAAUAAUUGGCGUCGUUUGCGAGCUUCAUCGUUUCCUUCCACCUUGCUUUCAAGAGACAACAAACAAAUAUAACUUCGUCAGGAAGCUGAGAUGUCUUCUGAUAACCAAACCCCAGAUCUAGCAUCUGUGAUGAAGAUCUUAGCAGGUCUGACACAAGCUAGAGAUCAACAACAAGCCAAGGACCAACAGCAAACUCAACCUUCUACACAAAUAACUUCAGCCCAAAUACCAGAGAUCAAGUCACAUGGCCCAGCAACCCAACAACAACAACAACAACAAUGGCCUCAAUAUGUAACCCCUCCAGUGGUGCAUCCCGGCCACUCUCAAGCUGUCAAUAACUCAAAGGUAGUUGAUCCAGCUACUAUCAUUGACUGGAGUGCUGGCCUACGAUGUGUUAUGAGGACGGUGGCUAAACACGAUCAUGUACUACAGGAGAUUCGAAAGGUUGGUCACAUACGUUCUAAGUCUAAAUCGUUCUAUAGUGGCUAGCUGUAGAAGUAUUCUACAUGAGCUUACAUAUACGUAGAUGAUUAGAGUGCAACAUGAGCACGAAGAGCAAUGGUGGAAAUCGAGGGAAGCUCUUAUAGAAAAGCAAGGCGCUAGAAAAGAAGGGCAAAGGAAAUUAGAAGAAGUGUUGUGAGUUGUCUUACUGCCUUGGGGGUGAGUUUGAGUAGUGCAACUGAUUGACAUUGAUAUAGGAAAGCAGUAGGUGGCGCCACAUCAAGUGGAGCAUCUAACACCAGCCCCGAGGAGUUGGCACAAGAGCUAGAAACAUUUGAUAUGAAAGUUUACAGAGCCCAGACUCAAAUGGUCAGAGAGAUGAACGGAAAAUUGAGGAAUUUAGGAGUGCCAUUCUUUGGAACGAAGAGUGAGUUGGUUAGAAUCUCUGGAAAAGCUAUUGCAACGAAUGGAACUGGAAUCAACGCAGCGGAGGGGGAGAAAGUCAUGAUUGAUGAGGAUGAUUUGGUGGAGCUGCAAAGAAAGAUGCUUAAUAUCCUGGAAGAUCUCUGUAAUGAUUGAGACGGGGCAACCACAAAUCAUACAUGCAUGUUUCGAGAGAGGGAUUUUUUUGUUGCAUAUCGUCAGGAAGAACUCCUUCCAUGAAAUUUGACCAAAUGGAGGAAUCAGGGGAUAUGAAGCAAGGCAGGAAGGUUUAUUUGCAAACCCGAGUCAUGUCGGCAUCAAUGCCAAGGUCGGAAGUAUUAUUUCAUGCAUAUAUUCACCGUGACGGAAGGUUGCUACGAA
This is a messenger RNA of Sclerotinia trifoliorum, 1350 nucleotides long. The record is from the annotation of a GenBank genome assembly. Lineage: Eukaryota; Fungi; Ascomycota; Leotiomycetes; Helotiales; Sclerotiniaceae.